Drosophila guanche is the source of this 6355-nucleotide messenger RNA. RefSeq names its product neurogenic protein mastermind (gene mam). Gene Ontology annotation, cellular component: nuclear speck; chromosome, centromeric region; nucleus. The transcript is spliced from 9 exons. Gene Ontology annotation, molecular function: transcription coactivator activity. Gene Ontology annotation, biological process: chromosome segregation; CENP-A containing chromatin assembly; Notch signaling pathway. NCBI's taxonomy places the organism in Eukaryota, Metazoa, Arthropoda, Insecta, Diptera, Drosophilidae. The record is from RefSeq and is a predicted model, not a curated record. The coding region runs from base 753 to 5666 and encodes 1637 amino acids.
UCGGCACGGUAAAAACAACAACGGGAAAUUACGAAAAUACCGCCAGAAAUAAAUAUAAAUAAAAUAUUUAUAAUUAACGUAUAUUGUUUCGGACUCUGAUGUUUUUUGUGACUUUCGUAACAAACAAAAAUAAUAAUGAAAAGUGCUUCCGGUGGAACAUGUUUAAUCACAGCCUUUAAUAUAAGUUGUCUUGUGUUUAGCUGUGCGACUUGCAAGAAAUAACUCACAACAAAAGUUACUUGAGUGAUUGUUUAUAGUGUUGUUAAUAUUAUUUACAAUUCAAAAUGAAAUAAAAACAUAAAGUGAACAACAAUUAUCUGUGUGGAAAUACUACGAGCAAAUAGCUAACAAAUGGAAUACUGUAUUCAGUAAAUAAAUCAAAUUGGAUUAUCGCCUAGCUGCUGGGAACUUGCCACCAACCACCAAGAUGAUGACCUUGCCGAAGUUCGGCUGGUUCCACUUUCUCCAGCUUCCUUUGCACCGAUCGACGUGAAACCCCCACGGAGUUCCAUACAGCGGAAACCACCCAAUCAAUGCGCCAGCCCACUGCCAUUAGUAGUCAUAUGUACAUCAGUUAUAGACAUAGAUAUACCGUAAAUAUAUAUAUAUAAAUAUAUAUAUAUAUAUAUACAUAUAGAUUUGGCCCUGCGUCUUGUUCUUCGUGAUUUCGUCGCUGUCAGCGUUCGACGCCGACUGAGACGAGAGCAGCGAAGCAACGAGAGCACAGCGAAAGCCUCACCACGGACGCAUUUAUGGAUGCGGGCGGCCUGCCAGUCUUCCAAGCCAGCCAAGCCAGCCAAGCAGCCGCAGCCGUCGCCCAGCAACAACAGCAACAGCAGCAGCAGCAUCAGCAUUUGAAUCUCCAACUGCAUCAGCAGCAUUUGGGCCUACACCUGCAACAGCAACAGCAACUGCAACUGCAACACAAUGCACAGGCGCAGCAACAGCAGCAGAUACAAGUGCAACAGCAACAACAGCAGCAGCACUCUCCCUACAAUGCCAACCUGGGAGCAACAGGCGGCAUUGUCGGCGGCCAUGUUGCUGGCGGAAACGGAACUGGCGGCCCUCCAAAUCCAGGAGUCAGCCUUGGACCAAACAGCGGGGGCGGCCCAUCGCCUAGCGAUUCCCUUCCUCCCAAGCGACAACCCAUUGUGGACCGAUUACGACGCCGCAUGGAGAACUAUCGACGAAGACAGACAGACUGCGUGCCGCGAUACGAGCAGGCCUUCAGCACCGUCUGCGAGCAGCAGAACCAGGAGACCACGGCCCUGCAGAAGCGCUUCCUUGAGAGCAAGAAUAAGCGGGCGGCCAAGAAGACCGACAAGAAGCUGCCCGAUCCCCAGCAACAUCAGCAGCAGCAACAGCAUCAGCAACAACAUCAGCAGCAUCAGCAUCAACAGGCGGCACAGACGAUGUUAGCCGGACAACUGCAGAGCAGUGUUCAUGUGCAACAAAAAUUCCUUAAACGACCAGCGGAGGAUGUUGAUAAUGGCGCCGAGAACUUUGAGCCGCCGCAUAAGUUGCCCAACAACAACAACAACAAUAGCAACAGCAACAACAACAACGGCUCGAAUGCCAACAACAAUGGGAACAACAACGGCAACAGCGGCAGCAACAACACCGGCAACAGUGGCAACAGCAACAACAACAACGGCUCUGAAAAUCUAACAAAAUUCUCAGUGGAAAUCGUCCAGCAGCUGGAGUUCACGACCUCUGCGGCCAAUUCGCAGCCGCAGCAGAUCAGCACGAAUGUCACAGUGAAGGCCUUGACCAACACCUCGGUGAAAAGCGAACCCGGAGUGGGCGGUGGCGGCGGUGGUGGUGGAAACGGAGGCGGCGGCAACAGCGGCGGUGGUGGCAACAACAACGGAAGCGAUCAGCAGCAGCAGCAACAACAUCAUCCGCAGCAACAUCAACACCAGCAACAACAGCAGCAGCAGCAACAUCAACACCAGCACCAACAAGGCAGCGGACUGGGUGGCCUCGGCAAUAAUGGGCGUGGCGGGGGUCCUGGCGGAAUGGCCCAGGGACCCGGCGGCGGUGGACUCGGUGGCCUUGGAGUUGGCGUCGGAAUGGGCAUGGGACCCAACAUGAUGUCCGCGCAACAGAAGUCGGCCCUUGGCAAUUUGGCCAAUUUAGUGGAGUGCAAGCGGGAACCCGACCACGACUUCCCCGACCUAGGCUCGUUGGACAAGGACGGGGGCAAUGGGCAGUUUCCCGGCUUUCCCGAUCUCCUGGGCGAUGACAACUCGGAGAACAACGACACCUUUAAGGAUCUCAUCAACAAUUUGCAGGACUUCAAUCCCAGCUUCCUCGACGGCUUCGACGAGAAGCCGCUGCUGGACAUCAAGACGGAGGACGGCAUCAAGGUGGAGCCCCCGAAUGCCCAGGACCUUAUCAACAGCCUGAAUGUGAAGUCCGAGGGCGGUCUGGGCCAUGGCUUUGGUGGCUUCGGCGUCGGAAUGGGCAUGGAUAAUCAGGCCAUGAAGAUGCGCGGCGCUGGUGGUGGUGGCGGCGGCGGCUUCCCUAAUGGCCCCAACGGUGGCGUGGUUGGUGCAGGAGGCGGACAAGCCUCUGGUGGCGGAAAUCUUAUGUCGGAGCAUCCGCUGGCCGCCCAGACUCUCAAGCAAAUGGCCGAGCAGCAUCAGCACAAGAGCGCUAUGGGCGGCAUGGGCGGCUUUCCCCGUCCUCCGCAUGGCAUGCAACCGCAGCAGCAGCAGCAGCAGCAGGCACAGCAGCAACAGCAACAACAGCAGCAGCAGCAGCAGGCCCAGCAGCAGCAGCAUGGCCAGAUGAUGGGUGGUCCUGGCCAGGGUCAGCCCGGACGCUACAACGACUAUGGGGGCGGCUUCCCCAACGACUUUGGCCUGGGUCCCAAUGCACCGCAGCAGCAGCCCCAGCAGCAGCAUCUGCCGCCGCAGUUCCACCAGAAGGGUCCAGGGCCAGGGGCCGGUCCUGGUCCUGGCAUGAAUGUCCAACAAAACUUCCUAGACAUCAAGCAGGAGCUCUUUUAUUCCUCUCAAAACGAUUUCGAUCUCAAGCGUCUGCAGCAGCAGCAGGCCAUGCAACAGCAGCAACAGCAACAUCACCAGCAGCAGCAGCAGCAGCAACAGCAGCAUCCCAACCAGAAUGGCCCCAAAAUGGGUGGCCUGCCAAACUUCAGCAAGCAGCAACAGCAGCAGCAACAGGUGCCACAACAACAGCAGCAGCAAUUGCAGCAGCAACAGCAGUACUCGCCUUUCAGCAACCAAAAUGCAAAUGCGGCAGCCGCCGCCGCCGCCGCCGCUGCCAACUUCCUCAACUGUCCGCCUCGUGGCGGUCCCAAUGGCAACCAGCAGCCCGGCAAUCUGCCCCAGCAGCAACAGCAACAGCAGCAGCAGCAGCCGGGUGGCGGCCCACAGGGUGGUCCCCAGCAGCAACAGCAGCAGCGUGGCGGCAAUGGAGGGCAGCAGAACAAUCCCAAUGCGGGUCCUGGUGGCAAUGCGGCGCAGCAGCAGCAACCGACUACAACAACGCUGCAGAUGAAGCAGACGCAGCAGCUGCACAUCAGCCAGCAGGGUGGAGGAGCGCACGGCAUUCAGGUGUCGGCUGGUCAGCAUCUGCAUCUGAGUGGCGACAUGAAGAGCAAUGUCUCCGUGGCCUCCCAACAAGGAGUCUUCUUCAGCCAGCAGCAGGCCCAGCAGCAACAGCAACAGCAACAGCAGCCUGGCAAUGGCGGACCCAAUCCCCAGCAGCAGCAGCAGCAACCGCAUAGCGGAAAUGCUGGAGCUGGGGUGGGCGUUGGCGUUGGCGUUGGCGUUGGAGUGGGCGUGGGGGUGGGCAAUGGCGGGCCCAAUUCCGGACAGCAGCAGCAGCAGCAACCAAAUCAAAAUAUGAGCAACGCAAACGUACCCUCCGAUGGCUUCUCGCUCUCCCAAAGCCAAAGCAUGAGCUUCAGCCAGCAGCAGCAGCAACAGCAGCAGCAGCAACAGCAACAGCAACAACAACAGGCGGCAGCCCAGCAGCAGCAGGUGCCACCCAACAUGCGGCAACGGCAGACACAGGCGCAAGCGGCAGCUGCAGCAGCGGCGGCGGCAGCAGCACAGGCGCAGGCAGCGGCAAAUGCCAACGGACCCAAUGUCCCGCUCAUGCAACAGGGACCCCAAGGUCAGGGCGUGGGCGUUGGGGUAGGUGUCGGAGUGGGCGUGGGCAAUGGCGGCGGUGGCGGCAUGCCCAGCAAUGGGCCCACCGGUGGACCCAGCAAUGGUGCAAUGAAUCAGAUGGGAGGACCGAUGGGCGGCAUGCCGGGCAUGCAGAUGGGCGGACCCAUGAACCCCAUGCAGAUGAACCCGAAUGCGGCUGGCCCCAAUGCCCAGAUGAUGAUGGGCGGUGGCGGAGGUGGAGUGGCGCCAGGUGGUCCGGGGCCCAACCAGGCCAAGUUCCUGCAGCAGCAGCAGAUGAUGCGAGCCCAGGCCAUGCAGCAGCAGCAGCAGCACAUGUCCGGCGCGCGUCCGCCUCCGCCGGAGUACAAUGCCACCAAAGCGCAGCUGAUGCAGGCCCAGAUGAUGCAGCAAACGGUGGGUGGCGGCGGUGUCGGCGGAGUUGGCGGAGUUGGCGGAGUCGGAGGAGUGGGCGGUGGAGGCGGAAACGGCGGUGGGCGCUUCCCCAACAGCGCUGCCCAGGCGGCGGCCAUGCGCCGCAUGACACAGCAGCCGAUCCCUCCCUCCGGACCAAUGAUGCGGCCCCAGCACGCGGCCAUGUACAUGCAGCAGCACGGCGUAGCUGGCGGCGGUCCACGUGGCGGAAUGGGAGGCCCGUACGGCGGCGGGGCAGGCGGACCCAUGGGUGGACCCCAGCAGCGGCCACCCAAUGUCCAAGUGACGCCCGACGGCAUGCCCAUGGGAUCGCAGCAGGAAUGGCGGCACAUGAUGAUGUCCCAGCAGCAGUCGCAGAUGGGCUUCGGUGGCCCCGGACCCGGCGGCCCCAUGCGACAGGGCCCAGGCGGUUUCAAUAGUGGGAACUUCAUGCCCAACGGAGCCCCCAAUGCGCCUGGUAGCGGGCCCAAUGGCGGCGGCGGCGGCAUGAUGUCCGGCCCGAAUGUGCCGCAAAUGCAGCUGACUCCAGCACAGAUGCAGCAGCAACUGAUGCGCCAGCAACAGCAGCACAUGGGUCCCGGUGGCGGCGGCAAUAUGCAGAUGCAACAGCUCCUGCAGCAGCAGCAGUCGGCGGCCGGUGGCGGCAACAUGAUGGCCAGCCAGAUUCAGAUGUCCAGCAUGCACAUGACCCAGACGCAGCAGCAGAUCACCAUGCAGCAGCAGCAGCAGUUUGUCCAGAGCACCACCACGACCACGCACCAGCAGCAACAGUUGCUGCAGAUGCAGAGUCAGGCUCAGGGACAAGGCGGCGGACCGGGAUCGGCAAGCAACAACAAUGGCGGUGGCGUCGGCGUUGGCGUCGGCGUCGGCGUCGGUGCCGGUGGGGUGGGAGCGGGUGGUGGCAAUGCAUCCAGCACGAUUGCCAGCGCUAGCUCGAUAAGCCAGACGAUCAACUCGGUGGUGGCCAACUCGAAUGACUUGUGUCUCGAAUUCCUUGACAACCUGCCCGUGGAUAGCAAUUUCUCCACGCAGGAUCUGAUCAACUCCCUCGACAACGACAACUUUAAUCUGCAGGACUUCAAUAUGCCGUAGAUUCGUUGAAGUAGUCUCUACCAUCCACCAGCACCACAUGCACCACCACCACCACCACAUUGUUGCCUCAGUUUUGUUCACAAUUUUUGUUUUGUUGCCUAUUGUUGUUAUUGGUCUAGGCCAGCCCCAUCCAGUCCCAUCCCAAACCGAACCGAACCGAACCCGCCCCAGGCCCAUGCCCAUGCCCAUGCCCAUGCCAAUGCCAAUGCCCCGUCCCUGCCAAUGAAGUUAUUUUGUUCGUUAAUUGUGUGUGUGAAUUUAUACCUAACCCACUCGUGCGGGUGUACGAGGAUCCCUAAGCUAAGUUUGUUCGUCUAUGUACUAUAAUUUCUAGUUUCCCGCUGGCUCCUCUGUAACGCAUCGCAUCAUAUCGUAUCCGAGCUGUCCAAGGUCCAAGGUGCAGGGCGUGCAGACGCUGGGCGUGGCAGCGGCUAGGGCUCGCAACACAUUCCAUAUACAUAACCAAAUGCCAGGCCAUUAACUGAGGAAAAUCAAAAAGUAUUCACAAGUACUUUAAAAUCAACCAAUAUACACGCCACCACAAAAUCUGAAAACUUAAGCACUUGUACUUAAUGCAAAUGUUUGUGCCACGCCCAGUAGGUAGUGCGUAGUGCGCCGCCCCCCACUUGAAUUGAUUACUUAAGCAAAAGCCACAAGAAAAAAUAACAAAGAACAAAGAACUUAAAACU